UCUAACAGUCCAAGUCAUCUGUGCCGGGGAGUGGAUUCAUUCUUGACAUCAUUUGAACUGAGGAUAUCACUUACUUUGAUUCUUAUUGCAUCACUUUGUCAGUCUUUUAGUGAGCCUUUUUACUUUCUCUUUUCAAUGGAAAAUAGUUGGCCAAUGAGGCAGAAAUGUACAGUAUACAAUUAGCAGAGUUAUAAUUCCAUUCCUGCACAAAAACAUGUUUCUAUUACAGCACAUGCAGUACAUUUUUAUGUUUUUUUUUAUGCUGGCCUUACUUUGGAAUGCCGAGCAAAGAUUAAACAAAUUGGCCACCGUGCUGCAUGUCUUAAAAUAGCCCUAGGACACGGCUGAGAGGCUUUAACCUUAGCUUGGACAAUGACGGAAACAAACAGGGUGCUCUUUCUGAAUCGGCUGCAAUGUGAGAAAUAAGCCACUCAACAUGAGCAACACACCCACUCAGGAGAAGACCCUCCAGGGGAUUUCCUCAGCCAGUGGCCACACGUUACCCUCCCGAUCAGUACAGCCCACGUCGGACCCCUCAGUGCCUAAGAGGCUGUGCUUCUACAAAAGCGGCGAUCAUAAAUUCAGCGGACAUCGCAUGGUCAUCAAUGCCCGCACCUUCAAAACUUUCGAUUCCCUCCUCGACACCCUCUCCAAAAAAGUGCCUCUGCCCUUCGGAGUUCGGACCAUCACCACACCUCAAGGGACCCACCUUGUGAAAGGAUUGGAUGACUUACAGGACGGGGGGUCCUAUCUGUGUUCUGACCAGAGGCGGGUCAAGCCGCUCAACCUGAAGGAGGUGAAUCGACGGCAGGUCCCCUGGAACACCCCGAGAGCCUUCAGUGCAGGUCGGCGGAGGCGCCAGCGGCUCCAGUUUGGCUUCUUUGGGAGGGGGGAUGAAACCAGCAACAGGCCGGCGAAGAUGACAGAGCGGGUGGCUGUAAGAACGCCGAGGAGGCUGGUGGUCAUCAAGAACAAGGAUCCCACAGUUAGACGCACGAUUGUGCUGCAGAAACGGACGGCGCCGACCUUUGACGCUUUGCUGGACUACCUCUCCCAGAUUUUGCAGUUUCCAGUGCUGAAAUUAUACUCUGUCGAUGGCAGAAGAAUUAGAGGUCUGGCGGCCCUAAUCUUGUGCUCUGGAUUCAUCGUGGCAGCAGGAAAUGAACCAUUCAGACUAGGCAACCACAGCUUUCAUAGAACAAGCCAGAUGGUCCAGACGAUGUUCAUGGAAGCAACAUCUACGCUACAAGCUCGAGCUUACAAAAACAAAUCACUUUCUAGUGGAAGAGGCUCCAGGAACUUCUCCUUAUCAUCUGAGAAAUACAUCAUCAACCAGAUAAGCAAGUCUCGAAACGGAAGUGCGGACAGCCACGAGCAUCACAGCACCGGAUCGCCUGAAUUCAGCAGUGCAUGCUUGGAGGCAUGUGGAACCGCGAGGGCGGCUAAUGAGCAACAUGCCUGCAUCUUACCUCACGACGACGACAUCGAGAAAUCCUUUCGAGUGAAUCAAGAUGGCAGCAUGACGGUGGAGAUGAAAGUCCGCCUCACCAUCAAGGAGGAGGAGAUGCUCCACUGGACUACCACGGUCAGCCGGUCCAGCUUUAGGAGGAGGACAGUUCAUGCCUCAGUAACUGAGUCAGGCAACAUCUCACCCGAAUCAAACAUCUACAUUGCCAAAGAGCCCUCAAACAUAUGCAAAGAUGAGGCAAAACAGAAAAAUCAGCCUUCCACAAAUGGAGGGGUCGUCCGUUUUAAUGACACAGAGAAAUCAAGAGCUUCAAGAAAAUUUUUUGGACGGACUCCGACUCCUGGUCCCUGUAGUGUGAAGAAGCAGGCGUCUGUUGAGAGUGUGAAGAUGCUGACCGAGUCUGGCGUCCAAGAGAGCACCCUGGGCCAUUAUUCCUAUACGGAAAAGACUACUGAAGAACACAAAACUGAGGGAUACUGCAUGGUAAGACACAGCAGCAACAGCACCCAACCUGUCCCAAAGCCUCGAAAGACUGUUCUGGAAAGAGCAAGGGACAGCACCUCCUCCCUUAAAUCCACAGAAGUUGCAGAGGUACUCAAGAUAGAAAAUAACGGGAUGGAAUUUAAAGAGACUGUCAUGCAUGUUUAUGAGAGUCAAUACAAUAAUUACCUUGUAAAUGAGGCGUAUGGUGCAGACAAUGAACCUUUGCAUUGUUCCUCAGCAGUGCCACAAAGCAACUCGUCUACUGCCUCAAAGCCUCCGUCCAGCAAUGACAUUGACUUUAGCUGGCAGCAACCUACUGCUGACUCACUCCAAAGACAGACAGAGGAGAUGCUAUCGUUGUCGUCAGAGCCACUGGCAAAAAGUCUUUUUUCUGUGUCUAAGAAUGAAACCAAAACUGAAAAGAUCCCAUCGACUCGGCUCCAGAAAAACACGGACACAAAAAAGGCCUCACAGUCAAGUUUAUCAGGGAAAAAACAUAACUCUGGCCCCAAUACGACACAAGGAAGACUCUCAAAGCAAGGUAAAAUUCCAUCAGCUGACAAGAUCAUCAACCAUGCUAGUGGGGGAAAAAAGAGUUCAUCGGAAAGUGCUAAAAGUGGUCAAAACAGGAAAGUAGACUUGACAAGUACCAAGGAGCAAAACAUGAAUAAAGCACCUGUUAAGGACAAUGGCCACAAUGUCAAUACCCCAUCUGUAAGGCCCGUGAUGAAGAAGAAUGUCUCGGAUCUUCUAAAACUCAAAAAAUCCCUUAGUUCAAGAAAAAAGACCAAAUCCACAAAUGGCAACAGGAUAUCAUUUUCAGAGUUGAAUCAAAGUGUUUCAAAGAUUUCUGUCAACCCAACCCCAUCAGAAAUCCACAAGUAUGUCGAGAACUGGUUAGAGGAGGUAACUCCUGACCCAGUGACCUACAUAGAGAAGGGAACAACACACGAGACAGAACAACAGACAAGGGUUUUAUUUCAGAUAGGUUGUGAUUCGGAAACAGAGGAAAAGAACGAAACCCAAACUGAUCCAGAAGACUACUGUCUGUCACAUUGUGAUGAUUUGACAAAGGUGUCGUCUUGUCUAUCGGUUCCUCUUUGCCAUGAAGGACCAACGAUUGCACAGUGGCCAAAUGAACCGAAACCGAGAUGUGAUUCAGUACUAAGUGCCACAGUUGAACCUGUCCACCAAAAGAACGACAUUGGAUUAAAUCAAUCAACCGAGUCAACUGAUUCAGCCGACAAUGAGUCCCCCCAAGGGGCAGAGGAAAAGAUAAAAACAGUCUUGCAGCAACUGUGUUCAUCAAUUCAGUCCACCCACAAAUCAGUCAGUCCUCUUGAGUUUUCAUCCAAUGUGGCUUUAUUGAUUUGCUCGUCAUGCAAAGCCUUCUUAUCAUUUUUGUCAGUGACCACUUUGAGAGACAGUCUACAGUACAAUGAUGCCACUGAGGCCAUGCUAAUUGUAAAAUCCCUGCAAGAAAUCUCUGUCAUCGAGGACCAGAAUGAGCAACUUGCAAGACUGACUGAUUUGCACAGUGGAGCGUCUUCGCAGUUAAUGAAGUGCUGGACAGAUUUCCAGACAUGGAGGGAAAAGAUGGAGACUGAAUAUCUUGUUGCCAAAUUUCUAGAAGCCCCAGAUGCAGUUUGUGAAAGGAUAGAUGCGUUUGACAUCCAGGGUUUGGGAGUCAGUGAGCUAAUGAAAGAGAUGAAUAUGCCGUACAACCUCAGAGCAGAGAUUUCUUCAGGGAUUUUUCAGGGAUUUUUUUUACCUCUUGAACAACGGUGUACUGAAAUAAACCACUCAGAUGUGGAGAAGGUUGUGCAGGACUGUCACACUGAAUCGAAACAAUGGUUUGAUAACGCUUGCAAUAAUGAAAACCCAAUUGGUAAAAAUGACGCUGAGGAGAUGGCACCCAUGAUAGCUCAGUCUGAGGAAAAACCAGUUCAGGAAGGAGGUCACAAUACAGAAGAAUCAGAAGUAUUAAAGGUAGAGACAGAUGAGUUCUCAGUAGACAAGGAAAAUGCAGCAGUGGCAAACGGAGAAGACCACAUGGAGCAGGGUGAGAAAGCAAUGGUUGAAGGCAAGAAAGAUCAUGAUAGAGGGGAGACUAAACUGAAAGAAACUGAAGAGGACACAGGGGAGGAAACAGUGACAGAAGAUGAUAACGGACAAAAAGAAAGUGAAGCAGACACCGUACAGGAAGACGAAUCAGGUGAGGAAGAAGAGGAGAAAAAAGCAGGAGUAGCUGUUUCAGAGGAUGGAACAAUAGAUGAGGAACAAGAAGGAGCAGGAGAAGGUAGUGUUGAGACAGAUGUAAAUGUAAAGUGUGAAAUGGAGGACCAGAGGGAAGAUGCAGUGGCAGAGGAUGAGGAGGGGAGUAGUGAGGAAAGGCAAGAGGAUAAGGACAAUGGAGUAGAAAAAGAGGAUGAAAACAUCAGGGAAGAAAAUGUGGAGGAGCCUGUUGCGAUGGUCGAAGAAAUGAACGACGAGAGGGAGAAAAACAUAGAAGAGAUAGAAGAAACUGAAGCCAUUAGGGAGGACAACAAUAAGAGGGGGAAGGGUGAUAGUCAUGCUUCUGGACCUUUAACAGAUGAGAAAGAAGUCCAUCCUGAUAUAAAACAGAAAGAGAAUCUGGCUGAGGAUGAGGUGGCAGAGAAACAAUCUGCAGAAGGGAUCCCUCCUGUAGAUGAAGUGAAGCUGCCUAGUCAGGGACUAACUGAAGUGGAGAGAACAGACGAUGAUGAUGAAGUUGAGGAUUUACAUGAGGGAUGUUGCGAACCUAAUCAAGAGGGAGAAGACACAGGAAGUGUCUCUGAUAAAACAAUGUGUAAAAGUCCACAGAGGAAGUCCAGUGAGGAAGACCAGCAUAGAAGCAUGGAAGCAAACAUGGAAGUAGAACAUAGCAAAGAAUCACCUCUGAAAUAUUUGUCUGAUGAACGCUGUGAGGAGGGCGCAGCCGAUGAAAAUGAGGCAGGGCUGCAGCAUCAUCGAAGAAGCAACAUCCUGAGCCACCCAGUCGAAAUAUCACAAGAACUACUGGACUUUGUCAAUUCUGCACUGCAGUCUUCCUCGCUCAUAUUUACCUACGACAAUCGCGGCAACGCUAGAAUAGAGCUGGAUCGUGCUGAAAUCACCGAAACAAAGCAAACUCAAAUUCCCCAGAACCAAAGGGAUUGGCUGUAUGGUUCAAAAUGCCUUCCGAGCCCAAUCACCUCUGAUUUGUCGGACUACAGACCAGAAAGUUUGGAGAGUGGUGGAUAUCAAAAUCAGGACUCUGUAGACAUUGUUUCGGAGAGUAGUGAAGACACUUCAGACGGAGAAAAUCUGGAAAAAAACUCCAAACUAUCUGUGGCAAGUAAUUCAGAAGGUAUAAAAAGAGGAGGGAGUUUGUCUUCUUGUGACUCCCUCGCCAAAGCCUCAAUGGAGCUUCUGUCUUAUUGCAGCAAAGUAAGCUCAUUAAAGGCUGAUAAUGACCCAGAAACUGAGGCAAAACACAACCACCACCCCAAUGACGGCGUCUUGAUUGACCAGGGUCGAUGGCUGCUCAAGGAAAACCACCUCAUAAGGAAUUCUCCUCCAGUCUCUGACGGCAUGUAUCGGGAUUUGGACAGCAGUUCGGGUCAGGAGAACUCAAGUGAGGACUCCCCGACUUACCUUGUAAGCCAGCACACACCCCUCACGGUUAUAUCCUCAUCAGAGCUGGAGGAAAUGGCCAAACCUCAACCUCCAAAGUGCAGCUACUUCACCAUGCCCCACGGAAGUGAUUCGGAUCCUUUCUCAGAGGAUGCCAGUGACAGAAGCAGAAACAAAGACUCAGGCAGCCUGAAAGGGAAAGGCUUCAGGGUGUCGCCUACUAUUGACACCUCCAAAACGUGGGCAAAUAAGAACGGCAGAGUUUCUUCGUUUGUGUCGGUGGAGUUUCGAGCACCAGGCAUAAAAGUGCAUCCUGAGGGAGGGGAGUCCUCCUCAACUGGGGCAGAACCAAGAGGGACAUCUAGUGGUAGAGGGGCAGUACUGCAGUCACAAGACUCCUCGGAUGCAAUGCAUGUGAGAUGUGGACAGUACUGUCCAAUUCUAUGACUAGAACUAAUCUUACCUGUGAUUAUUUCUGGUUCAAUAACACAUUUGAAAGACUUUGUUGAUAUCUUUUGUCCUUGCAACACACAUCCUGCCAAAAAUGGUCAUGUUCAUUCCAUUACACUGCCUUGUUUUUUAAUGCUUGGUGCUUUAAUGUUUCUUUGAUACUAUACACAACAUUGACCCGUUUUUAAUUAUAUUUUAUUAUUAAGGAUGAUAAACUAAGGACUGAUGAGUGACAAAAUGUGAUGUUAUGCUGAAUGAAUAUGUAAAUGAGUCAAUAAAGUAUUUUUCUAGUACAAGUGCCUUUUAUAUUUAUUCUUAUUAGAACACUGUCCUUUUCCCACCUUGGGUGGCAAAUAUGAUAACAUGAUAAGUAUUCAGACUGCUCCUGCCUUCAGCAACGUUGGGGACUCAUGACUUUCAUAAGAUUGGCAACAGCAGAACAUGUGACUUCUAAACGUGCAUACAACUUGAUUGCAGUUUGCUGUCAAUAAAUGGACUUUAUGGAAAAACAAUGUAAAUGAUUUGAAUGUAAUUUGUCGUCUUCCUCCUUGAUGGGUUCAGUUCACUUCGCCCCUGUAGAGGCAAUAUGGAGGUGGGUGUCA
Molecule: messenger RNA, 6639 nt
Organism: Dunckerocampus dactyliophorus (ringed pipefish)
Lineage: Eukaryota; Metazoa; Chordata; Actinopteri; Syngnathiformes; Syngnathidae
Gene: rp1
Product: oxygen-regulated protein 1
Exons: 4
Coding region: 437-6034 (1865 amino acids)
Biological process (GO): photoreceptor cell development; retina development in camera-type eye; axoneme assembly
Cellular component (GO): axoneme
Source: RefSeq, a predicted model, not a curated record